AGAGAGGAAAAUGAGAAAAAGGCCGAAAAUGUAGCCAUGGAUUUAGAAAAUCAUCUCUCCUCAAAAAACCCUAACCCUAGAUUUCCUCUCUGGCAUUCAUGGCCUCCGUCUCUGCAGCUUAUUCUUCCUACAUUUCUCUCUCUUCCUUGACUCUCUCUCACUUCAGAUUCCGUCCCUCUCCUUCUCCAUCUCUUCAUGUGCGGAAAACCCUAACCAUCAGAUCUCUCUCUUCUUCCCUGCUUUCUCCCAAUGCAUCCGUCCUCGACAAACCCUCGAUCCCGUCAAAGACUGGUAGCUGGCAAUGGAAAUUUCAAGAUAAUUCUGUGAACAUCUAUUAUGAGGAAUAUGAGGGGGAGAGCCCUGAGCCUAGUAAGAAUAUCCUCAUGGUUCCCACAAUUUCGGAUGUUAGCACUGUUGAAGAAUGGAGGUCAGUCGCUAAAGAUAUUGUUGCACGAGAGGGGGGAGUCAGUUGGCGUGCCACUAUUGUUGAUUGGCCCGGUCUGGGUUAUUCUGAUAGACCGUCUAUUAACUACAAUGCAGAUGUCAUGGAGAAAUUCUUGGCUGAGUUUAUAAAUGCAUCUGAUAGUCCUCUGAGCCGUGCAGGUAGUGACUUUGUAGUUUUCGGGGGAGGGCAUGCGGCAACAAUAGCUCUUCGUGCAGCAAACAAGGGAUUAGUAAAGCCAUCAGCAAUUGCUGCUAUUGCACCUACUUGGGCUGGUCCGCUCCCUAUUGUCUUUGGUCGGAGUUCUGACAUGGAGACUAGGUAUGGGCUCCUGAGGGGCACCCUAAGAGCACCAGCCGUGGGUUGGAUGAUGUACAAUGUGCUUGUUAGCAACGAGAAGUCAAUCCAAUCCCAAUACAAAUCCCAUGUCUACGCUGAUCCCCAGAAUGUGACCCCUGGUAUUGUUGAGAGCAGAUAUGCUCUAACCAAACGGAAGGGUGCCCGGUACGUGUCUGCUGCUUUCUUGACAGGCCUCCUUGAUCCUGUCCAAUCCCGAGAAGAGUUCCUUGAUCUGUUUGGGGGCAUGGAUGGGAAGAUGCCAGUUCUGGUCAUGUCGACGGUGAAUUCACCGAAGAGGUCAAAAGCAGAGAUGGAUGCUCUAAAUGGAGCCAAAGGGGUCAGCAAGUUUGUGGAGGUUCCAGGGGCUCUUCUCCCACAGGAGGAAUACCCCGCUGUUGUUGCAGAGGAACUAUACAAGUUCUUGCAGGAGAUCGAAUCGAAGAGCUCAAACGAGUAGAAUUGCAAUAUACAAUUUUUUUUCCCCCCUGUAAAACAGGUUGAUGAAACCCCACACAACAGUAAAAUAAUAAUAAUAAUAAUAAUAUGAUAUUUCCUUUUUCCCCAAAGAAG
Messenger RNA from Magnolia sinica, 1351 nucleotides. RefSeq lists its product as uncharacterized. Gene Ontology annotation, cellular component: chloroplast. Bases 99 to 1238 code for a protein of 379 amino acids. The record is from RefSeq and is a predicted model, not a curated record. Lineage: Eukaryota; Viridiplantae; Streptophyta; Magnoliopsida; Magnoliales; Magnoliaceae. The transcript has 4 exons.